AUGGUCACCAAGGGCGGCGCGAAGAAGAAAGCAAAGGUGAGGGCCUACGACAUUGAAGAGUCAAAAAGGAUAUUCCUAUACGCCUACGAACACCAACUGAAAAAUGAAAAGGUUAAUUGGAAAAAGGCAGAAGAGUCCAAAGUAACGAGCCACAGUGCAAGCUCGAUGAGGAGUCACUACGUGAAUAGUAUAAAACAUGAGGUGUCUUUGUAUCUGGAGAUGUACGCAGAGGAAGUUGCUAAGGUAUUUAACAAAGUGAAAAAGUGGAAGAAGGAAGAAAAAAAAAAAAAAAUGAUGCUUUUACAGAGCAACACACUGGUGAAGCAACGGUCCAAUAUUUCUCUAGACAGAGUAACCAAGGGAAAAAGCACACACUAUAACAAAUUUAAUUCGCUCAUAAUUAGUAAAGCCUUCUCCAUGAAGGGUAAGCGCAGCGUAAGUAACAAGCAGAACUCAUCCAUUAACAGAAGAAACGUGGCCAAUACAAAUACGAAGAAGAGAAAAAAAGACAGCAACGUUUGCUCUAGUGUUAGUGCUUGCGCGAGUGACGGUAGGACGAAAAGCCAAGCGGGAGUAUCUAAAAACAACCUCAAGAAGAAAAAAAUAAAAAAAGUAAAAUUUGCACAAAAAGAUACCCUUGCAGUCAAGGAUAAAAAAAUUAACAAAAAUGUGGUCAAAAGUGUGGCCAAAAGUGCGGCAAAAAAUGCAGCCAAAAGUGUAGCCAAAUGUGCGACCAAAUGUGUAGCCAAAAUUGCGCCCCAAAAUAACGCAAUCGUUAGCAGCAAUGUAGAAAGAACAAAUAACCCCCCCAACAAUUCGUUCAAUACAGAUAUGAGUGAUAAAACGGAUAAAAGAAAAAGCGAAAGGGAACGGGGGAAGCACACGCGAGUGUCCAAAAAUUACCAAAUGGAAGCAAAGGACAUAUCCCAAGGGACCAUCGACAGUAAACAUGUUAAAAAAAAGGUAAAGGAGGAGAACGAAGUACAAAUAAGCGUAGACAGAACGGUUUAUGGCCAACGAGGGAGUAACGCAUUGAACGAAGUGGGCCAUAUAAAAAUACCUUCCGGAGAACACUCUCCCCAAAAGUAUCAUCCCGAGUCAAGACCUGCAAAACGGCACAGCGACAAAAAUUCUCCUCUUCAAAACAGAGCAAAAAGGGGCAAACACUACGCAGCUAACUGCAACGUGAAGGAAUUCAGCAGGACAAACAAACCAUACGACAUGAAAACAUCAAGUGGAAACGUUAGGGAAGGGAAAAGAAGUUCCAUCGGCUCUAUUUUUGGGUACCUUUACGAUAAAAUAUUCCGCUGA
This is a messenger RNA of Plasmodium coatneyi, 1311 nucleotides long. RefSeq lists its product as uncharacterized. The transcript has a single exon. The coding region runs from base 1 to 1311 and encodes 436 amino acids. Lineage: Eukaryota; Apicomplexa; Aconoidasida; Haemosporida; Plasmodiidae. The record is from RefSeq and is a predicted model, not a curated record.